Cygnus atratus (black swan) is the source of this 4595-nucleotide messenger RNA. RefSeq names its product nuclear receptor binding factor 2 (gene NRBF2). Bases 2636 to 3772 code for a protein of 378 amino acids. The record is from RefSeq and is a predicted model, not a curated record. The transcript is spliced from 4 exons. Gene Ontology annotation, biological process: autophagy. NCBI's taxonomy places the organism in Eukaryota, Metazoa, Chordata, Aves, Anseriformes, Anatidae.
GGGGCUGGGGGUGGAGCGGCGCCGGCGGCCGGGCAGGGCCGGGCGGUGGGGGCCGGCGGCACCGGGAGCGGCGAUCAGGCCGCCUCCGCGCCCAUGUGCCCGCAGCCCCCGCCGUCCAUGGAAGUGAUGGAGGGGCCCCUCAACCUGGUUCAUCACUUGCUGCUAGGAAACAGCACCACAACUUUCUUCAGACUGCUGCUUUUGAAUGUUCUGCCAUGAAAAUGGGAGAAAUUCCUUGGUCCUUGCACAAUCAACUAACUGGAACAAGCAUUUGCAAGGUGGAAUAACUAACAAAUUUUUCCUUGUCAAGCUGGCAGGAAAACAUACAAAAUGAGGAAUUUCUUUCCCCGUGACUGGCUGAGAACACCUAGCUUUCUCACAGGAGGCUGCGCUGAAUCACUGGAUUUCCUCUGAUCCUGUUCCUAAUGGGGAAGGCUGGUGCUCUGCAGCAGGAUGAGAUGUCCUGACAUCUAGAUAUUUUGAUGUAACAGCAAGAAAAGUAUUUUGACCUGGCAGUCAAAGAAUCCUCUUUUCUUUUUGCUAGCACCUCUGAUCUGUGUUUUUUUUUUUUUUUUUUUUCAAAUUGUUUACUCAUGGUCUAGCCCAGCUUCUUCAGACUCCCUUGAACUUCACUGGGAGUUAACUGAAAAUGGAAAUAAUUUAAUUGCCACACCAAAUAACAACUCACUGUCCUCAAAUGAUCUGCAUGUGCUUAAGUGAUUUGAAUAUGACCAUUCCCCAAUUGUUUAAAACAUGAAAAUAACCUUUGAAAACAAUCCAUUUUUGUAUGUGGAAACUAACAAAUAGAACCAGUCCCUUGGCGUUUUGACUUGCUUUCUUCAUUCUUUUGUCUCUAGCUGUUUCCUUUUGCCCUUUCUUUUAGACCCACCUGUGCAGUUUGCAGAAGAAGCUGUACCAAUAUCAAUUUAUUGAAAAAAUUGUUUUGCAAGGAGCUACCUUUUUAUGUGCAUGACAUAGCUAAUUUGUAACUGAAUGACCUGCCAUGAGUAACCAAGGAGUUGGCUCUAUAUGAGCUGUUACUCAUUUGUUCUUACCCAGGGGAAAUAAGCUUCUCUUUCUGGCAUAUGUCAUUUGUAGGAGUCCAUAGAAAACAACCAUAAAAUAGAUGAUUUUCCAAUAGAAAAACACUUCGCCUGCUGAGAUUAUUUAACCUCAGCGCAGAAGAAAUAAGGAAUGCUGGCAGUGCUAUGAGGAUUGAAUGAAGAUGAGGAAGAGGAAUAUGACUGAAGUAUUUGUUGUGGAGAAUCAAGGAGGUUUUUGGUGUUUUUUUAAAUAAUCGCCAUAUUAGCAUAGAAAAUCAGUUUUAGAAAAGCUGAAUGUCUAAAUGCAGUGAUAUAGCUGCUAGGGAUUGCUUAAGAACAGUUGUUUCCCAAAAGAGGGUUUUCUGCAGAAGUCAUUCUCUUCUGUGGUGUCAGAGCUGCUAAAAUUCUGGUAGAAAAUUGAACUUACUGUAACAAUUCAGGUGUUAAGUCAAUUUGGAGGACAAAAGUGACAAAGAAAUUGAUCUGCAUUUUGGAACUUUUCUUUUUUAAAAUGGAUAUUAGUACAAGUAUCAUGUUAGACUUGAUAGAAUCACGUCACUGUCUUGUUUGGAUUGUCUUACCUUUGAUGUUUCUACCAAAAUUGCAGGAGCAGAGAAAAGUGUAAUUCCUGUUAGGAACCAGUUGUUCUCACUUUUUGGGAUAGGGACAAAUGUUGUCAUUUUUAUAUUGCUCCUGGAACAUGCUUCAAGGGAGUCAGUGAUUUACAUGCACCAAACGUCUAAAGCCUGAUGUGUUUUAUGCCUUUGUUUGGGUGAAAAGAGGAAAUAGAGAAUUUCUACCGGGCAGAGAUGGAAUUAGAGAGGCGGACUGCAGGCCUUCAGUUCUGUUACCCCUACAAGUUUCCUCAGUAUGGAUUUGGUAAAGGCUGUCUUGAGAGACUACAGUCUUUAAAAAUGUAGAAUCAGACAAACACUUCUGUUUCUUAACUGUCUCGUGUUGUUUCACAGAGCUGGUGCCUGGUACUUAACAUCUAUUUUCUUCAAACUCAGCAUGGAGUGAAGCAGUCGUGCAUCCUGUGCGUUACUGAUGGUUGUGCCAGUUGAGUGCUUGUAGCCAUUCAUAUCACAAAGCUUCUCCUGGAGAAAGGGCCACAAAGUUCCUAUCUUACAGUAACGACAAAAAGAUUUGCUUUCAUGAAUGCUGCAGUGCUCAUUAUGCAAUAUUCUUUCUCACUAAGCAUAUGCAAAUAUUUGCGCCAAUUGCUUGCUUUCAGCAACACUAGUCUACCCUAGUGGUUUGCAUUAGUAGCUUACAAAUGCUGGUAUAGACUUGACUGUUGUACAGCAAGGACGUGACUGAUACCUUCAGCUAUGGCUGUACUGAUUCCAUUAAUAGAUGUAAGCUGCAAACAACCAAGGUCUUUUGUACUUUCUUCGACUGAGAAGCAAAGCUUGCUGAGGAUGGGACAGCAGAAAAUGGCAAACCAGGGAUAAGCUGUAACAUUUCAUUUUCCAGCUCUGUAGUUCAAACAUCUUGCAUUCUGCUGCCUAAAUUGGUCCUAAACACUUUCAGCUUUUUGUAGUUUCUGUGGCCUCUUGGUCUUUUUACACAGCUACAGUGAACGGUUGCCUAUGAAGGAGAGGAUGUACUUUUGGAGGAGAGCUUCAAAAGGCUUUUAUUGUGUACACACUGUCUUUGCUGCAUUAACGAACUUCAGUUCCUACCUGUACAGUACAGACCCUUGUAAGGCAGUAUUAAAAAAAGAAACCAAAUUAUACAUUUCAGAAGGGACUGGGAGAUCUGAGCGUAAAGGCCUGAGAACUGGAAUCAGUAUAAGACUUUUAGAUAUACCAAUUACUUCAAAAACAGAUCUAACUAUUUGUUGGUUAACCCUCAUUGAUGUAACACUCUUUUUAAUUUUAAGGCUCACCAGCAGAGCAGAAAAGCAGACCGCUUGUUGGCAGCAGGGAAAUAUGAAGAAGCAAUUUCUUGUCACAAAAAAAGCUGCUGCAUACCUUACAGAAGCUAUGAAGCUGACCCAGUCAGAGCAGGCUCAGCUAUCACUGGAAUUACAAAGGGAUAGUCACAUGAAACAGUUACUGCUCAUCCAGGAGAGGUGGAAAAGGGCAAAGAGAGAGGAAAAGCUGAAAGCCCAGCAGAACGCUGACAAAGAAGCAGCUGCACACCUUCAGACUUCUUUUAAGCCACUUGCUGAAGAAUCUGAUGAUCAGAAUGUCUUGGUUCCUGUUACUCAGAAAUACAGCCCUUCCACAGAGAAACAUCUACAUGAUAUUCAGGGUGUCUUUGACAGAGACCCGGAUACACUAUUAUUUCUGCUUCAGAAAAAAAAUGAGCCAGUGGAAGCGUGUAUUGGCAGUAAAGCUCCUAAAGACGACAAAACAAUAAUAGAAGAGCAGGCAACCAAAAUUGCAGAUUUGAAACGGCAUGUAGAAUUUCUUGCAGCUGAAAACGAGAGAUUAAGGAGAGAGAAUAAGCAGUUAAAAGCAGAAAGAGCUAGACUCCAAAAAUCUCCAGUAGAGAAGGAGUUGGAUGUAGAUGCUGACUUUGUAGAGAAGUCAGAGUUGUGGAGCCUGCAGCAACACUCGGAAACUACUUCUUCAGCUGCAACUUGGCAAAAGUUUGCAACAACUGCGGGGAAGGCAAAGGACAUUCCAAUACCCAACCUUCCCCCCCUGGACAUCCCAUCCCCUGAACUCCCUCUGCUGGAACUCUCUGAAGAUAUACUGAAAGGACUGAUGAAUAGUUAAAAACCAGGAAAAAAGUGCUCAAUGUAGUUACCUAAACUAAGAAAAGGGAAAACCACCAGGACAAUGAUAACCUGAGGGCAGAAACAUCUAACACAAUCCUACUGUUGGAGAAAAGGCAUUAAGCAACUUUGUUACUGUGAAAUACACAUCAUAUCUGAUCUACUUCAUAAAACUUAAAGGUACCAUAAUCGGUAUAAGAUGGCAAGCUCUUUAGUCUUUCUCCCAAUGUUUCAAACCAAAUGACUGCCUGGAGAAUGUUUCAUGUAACACAAUCCUUCAGGGGUUUAAAGUAUACUAUAUGUAAUAGUUAUCUAUAAUGCCAUAAAUGAUGGUGCAGAACUUAACUGUUAUGGUUGCCAGUUGGCUGGCACUUCAUAUUGAAAAAUGCUUUCUAGCAUGAAUUUAAACUGUGCAUUUCAUUAUGCAUAACUUUGUUAAUUCAGAUACAGUGCAAUUUUUACACCUCCUAGAUGGAUUUAUGUGCCACACUCUAUACUCCUGACUAAGUUAACCUCAAAUCAGGAGAGAUUUAAAUUUCCAUUCUAUGAAGGAACCAACUUAUUAGUUCUGUUGAUGAGUUUUUUUUUUGGUUAUCUGUUUACAUAACUAAUCAGGGUGCAUCAAAUCUAGCUAUUGGUUUCUGUAUAAAGUGACAUUGUUUUAAAAAAAAUCUAUACUUAAGGAAAAAUACCCUUUUUGUUUUCAGUGAUGCAUGAAUGGAAGUAAUUCUAGCUGGCAGUAUUUGAUUGAACAAGAAAUUGUUUACAGCUUAACCUGAUUCAAAAAGGAUAUGAAAAUAAAAUCCAAGGUGUUUUGACACUAA